AUGGGUGAUAUAGUUGCUGCUGACGAUUCUGUCAGUGACAAAAAGGAUUGUCUAAAAUCGAUUAUUGACUGUCAAAAUAAUACAACAACAACAGCAACAGAAAUUGAAUUAUUGGUUUGUUCGUCUACAUCUGGAACUGGAGGGAAAGAGCUUGGUCAGCGAACUUUAAGGUCCUUGAAACGAGGAUUGGGAAGAAUAUGGAAAAGACACAGAGGCAAUGCCUCGAUCACUGAAUACGAUCCUUGUUACAAGGUCGCUUAUCUUGGCAAUGUUCUCACUGGAUGGGCCAAAGGUGAGGGCUGCGUUGAAAAGCCUAUUUCAACGUUGUGGCGUAAUUACGUCAGUAGUAACAGGCCAGACGUUACGAUGAGACUAACAGUUACAAAUGGUGGUUUGACGGCGACUACUAAGGAUCAUGGAUUAACCGAAUAUUGGGCCCAUCGCGUUACUUAUUGUGCCGCUCCUGUAUCACACCCCAGACUCUUUGUAUGGAUUUAUAAGCACGAAGGGCGACGACUCAGGCCUGAAUUGAGAUGUCAUGCAGUCCUCUGCUCCAAAGAAUCCACUGCAAAAAGACUUGCAUCGAUAUUAAACACACGACUACAUCAAGCAUUAAUUGAAUUUCGUCGAGACAAAGUUUCACGGCAAAAUGCUAGGCUCUCGUUGGCAAAUUCAGUUUAUGAAAAUCCCUCACUUCCACGUAGAAAAAUAUUACUGAGUACAGGUGGACAAAACUACAGGCCGCCUCUUGAAAGAUCUAAAAGCGCUCCAAAAUUAUCAGCCAUCGAAGAAGACUCGGUUGCUGAAGAAAUUGAGCAGAAGCGAUUACUUGAAGAAUUGAGGUCAUUGGAGAAUGUAGCACGUUGUUGGGAAGACCAGGAUGGUUGGCGAUUGGCACGACUGGUUGAUGCUUUGAAUCGUGCCGGCGCCUCAAGCGAAUAUUUGGACGAAAAUGCAAGUAUAUCAAGCGGAUGUGAGACAGCAAGUACGUCAAACAGCGAAGAGAGAGCUCUUGGUAUUGAUGAUCCCAAUAAUGGGAUUGUUGACCCCGAAUCACGAUCUGGGAUUUCUAGAAUUUUUAAUAGAAGAAGAGUAUUAUUUACCGAUUCUGAUCCUGAAGAUCAUAUAAUACAAUCAUCAGCUCCUUCCAAUAACGAUGUAAAAUCAGACAAUGAAUUUUGUUCAUCAUCAUUAUGUUCAUCAUCAUCAUCAACAUCAUCAUCAUCAUCAUCAUCUUCUUCUUCUUCUUCUUCUUCUUCUAAUUGUUGUUCAACUUCUUCUCCGUGUUCUUCCUUGUCGUCCUCUAGUUUAAUCGGUUGUUCAGUAGGAAAUAAAAGGUUUAUUAAUUGUGGUAGAACUAUUGGUAACAGAAAAGUUUACUCAUCGAUUAUUGUUGAAGACGGUGAUGAUUUAAUGCCAGAAGAUAAUCAAAAAAGCAAAACAAUUAAUCAGUCUUCUAAUCCGGUAUUUGAAUUUGAAGAUAACCAAGUAUUUAAUGAGGUCGUCGACUACAGACCCCAUGGUGGAGAAAGUUCUGCUGGUGGAUUGGAAAAUACUAAAACCGGAAGGAGGAUGGAAGUGAAAGCAGCUUCACCAGAAACAAUCAUACCGCCAACAACACCACCAGACGAAUUAUAUUCAACUAAUCCUAAUGUUUUAGUUGUUGCUGUUGAUGAUAAUGAUCAAACAGAUAAAUUAUUUAAAAAAAUAACAACAACUCCUAAAAAAACAUCUUUUAUUACUCUUGAUUCUUUAGACGAAGAAGAAGCUGAUAGUGAUGAAAGUGGAUAUGUUGAAGCACCACCAAAGGCUCUUUUAGAUAUAAAUAACGAUUCUUCAUCAGAUAAAUUUAUUGAUAGUAACAAUGAUUUAUCAAAAAAAAAUAAUAUUCAAUCAGAUAAAAAUUAUUAUUUAUCAUCUAAUCAAGCUAAUGAACCAUCACAAUUAUUAUUAAAUGAUAAUACUCGAUCAGAUGAAAAUAUCACUAAUAAAAUGAUAAAUAAUUGUAAUAAAAUUAUUCAAGACUCUAUUUUAAAACACAAAGAUAAUAAUGGUAAUAGGGAAAUAGUUGAUUAUAUAACUUGUCCAAUAUCUGAAACUAUCAAAAAACUAGCAAACGCAUCACUUAAAAAUUCUAAAUCUAUUGAUUUAUCAAAAAAUAAUUGUCUUAAAGCAUUGAAUACAUUUAGACAUACCAAAUCAUUUGAUGGAAUUAAAACACCGAUAAAUUAUGACAACGAAUCAUCUCCCAGUCUUGAUCAACGAAAGCAAUUACUCGCUAAACAAGGAGUUAAAGUUUAA
This is a messenger RNA of Cotesia congregata, 2301 nucleotides long. NCBI's taxonomy places the organism in Eukaryota, Metazoa, Arthropoda, Insecta, Hymenoptera, Braconidae. The record is from the annotation of a GenBank genome assembly.